Molecule: messenger RNA, 2593 nt
Organism: Lecanosticta acicola
Lineage: Eukaryota; Fungi; Ascomycota; Dothideomycetes; Mycosphaerellales; Mycosphaerellaceae
Source: the annotation of a GenBank genome assembly
AUGAUGAUGAGGCGCUCCUGCUCCUGCUCCAAUCCGCUCCGCCGUCUGCUCCUUCUGGCGGCGCUGGUUGUUGGAGUGACCUUCUUCCUGCUUGCCAACUCACGACACGACCACCUGCACACCACUUCCACUUAUCUGUCCGAUCACGGUCUUCCCCACCUGCCAUGGAACACCGAGCACACAGGAGCCAACUCCGGCGAGCAGAAUCAGGAGGCCCCUACGAUUGAAAUCCCCGAGCCUGACCGAGAAUGGGACCAGCCUCCGCAAGAGAACACCUACUUCAGCCCCGACUAUCACACCGAUGAGCCUCCUGAUACAUACCCCAUUCCGGAACAGCCUCAUACUACAUUCGUCUUACCCCCGCAACCACUGACUUACGAAGAGACUCAAGCCAGGAUCAAAGAAUGGGUCGAGACCCGGCCUGUCCCCGAAGACAAGGAGCACUGGCCCCCUUACGAUGGCUACCGUGAGCAAGACUACGAUCCCAACAUCUGGGAGAGCUUCCCAUGGAACACCGACUUCUACACUCACCCGGGAAUCGAUCAGGUUGACCAGGUGAACAGCACAUCGGUAUACGGCCGCUACCCGCACUACAACUCCAAAGCGUGGUCCAGGAAAUUCCGCGGCACCUUCCGUCCCUGCCAAGGUGCGAGAGGCAAAGUGCUCAAUGCAAGUGACGAGGAUCUGAUCAAGCCAUUCGGCAUCCUGCCAAGCGGCUUCCCGAAUCCUGUCAUCGGCGAUCCGAGUGUCACCGGCAUCUCAUUCAACCAUUGCAUUGAUCGAUACCAUCGCUAUGGCCCUUACGGAUUUGCUCAUGGUGAUCGGGACGACGUGCAGGACUGGCAGAGGCCGCUCAGCAUGCCAGACUGGACUACCGUAGAUUGGAAAUCACUACAAGACCAAUGUCUUCGCGAUAAUAGCGACCGAUACCUGCCAACAGCUCGAGAGCCGGCCGACCUGAGUCCCGGGCGGGAUGAUCUACCAAAAGCACAGGACUUUGUCCCUCCACAGCAAGUACCGAAUUCAAGGUAUCACCGUCGCACCGCGGUGCUCGUGCGUCUCGGAGAAGGGUAUAAAUACACUGAGGACGACCUGGAGAAUGUUCGGGCUUUAAUUACGGAGCUUUCGCUUCUGAGCGGUGCGGAAUAUCAGGUUUUCAUAUUGUUUGAAGUGAAAGACGAUAAUCUGGUGAGCACAUCAAAAGCGGUCUCCGCCUUACCUGGCAUCAGGGGUGUCGGCAGCCACCCUAUAGAGAUCCCAAGCUGACAACCAACAGGACGUAUUUGAAAACAAACAACUGUACAGAGACGUCCUGAACGCAGUUCCACGAGAAUUGAGGAGCAUUACCUUACUCUACAGUGAGAAGCUGCUACAGCGAAUGUAUCCCUACGUCGGUCACUACGACACCUUUUGGCACCCGUACAUGCCUGUCCAGUGGUUCAGCCUCAAGUACCCCGAAUUCGAUCAUGUCUGGAAUUGGUAUCCGGACGUCAGAUACACCGGGAACUACUACGAGUUCCUCGCCGGAAUUUCGGCAUUCGCUAAAAAUGCUCCGCGAAAGUACCUAUGGGAACGCAACCAGCGAUUUCACAUUCAUGCGAUCCAUGGCUCUUAUCGAGAAUUCUUCAACUCUACUAACCAUAUGGUGGAGCAGGCGUCGGGUGCUAGCAAACUGAAGCCAGUCUGGGGUCCACGGCAAGGGAGUCACAAGACUCCCCUAUACGUCGAUACAAAGCCUCCUCGACCCCUGGAGACAGACAACUUCGAGUGGGGAGUUGGCGAAGACGCAGAUCUCCUCACGCUGCAGCCCAUCUGGGACCCUAGGGGGGUGGACUGGGCGUUCAAGGACAAGAUCUGGAAUUUCUUGCCAGGAAUCACACCGGCUUUCACGGAUGGCGAUCCUAUGGCUGUCAACUUUCGCCAUUCCGCAUUUGCGAAGCUUCCUCGUCGUACCAGUAUUGGCACCCAUGUGAGGCUGAGCCGAAGACAACUACAUAUCAUGCAUCUGGAGAAUCUGGCCGGGCGGACGAUGGCGGCAGAGAUGUGGCCUGCGACUGUUGCGCUGCGUCAUGGUCUGAAAGCAGUCUAUGCGCCACAUCCUGUUUGGACGGACCGAGAGUGGCCGGAGUGGUAUCUUGACGCCGUUGUGAAUGCGGAUCGCGGCGAAGACGCUCAAUGGGGCCAGAAGAGCGACAGUAUCUGGACGUACGACCGUUCACGCAACCUCAUCGGUAAUUCGUUCUUUGUGGAAGCGCAGUUCCCAAAGACACUCUACCGGCGGUGGAUGGGCCUCAGACGGAUUGACGCCAGCCCGCUGGCGGAGAUAGGCGGGAAGCCAUGGGAGGAAUAUGGCAUGCUAGUUCAAUUGCCCAAUCCAGAAGGCUGGGAAGAAGAGGUACUAGUGGGAGGCAACGGAAGAAUUUGUCUUCCACCAAUGCUGCUGCAGCCAGUGAAGGAUGUGUACGACGAGGCGCCAGUAGUGGGACCGAAUGUUUCGCACACGUCUGAGGAUGCAGGGGCCGUUGAAGGCCAUGAGGAGGAGCCUGUGGAAGAGGCACCGCUCUCUGUUGCUCAAAACGAUUCAUUGGGAUGA